AUGAACGCACAAAGAGUUGGCAUGCGGGCACUGCGACAAGUAGUCGCCAGGCAGCCCAAUGCCUUCUUCGCCCACAACCUUCCACGCCUCGCCCUGGCCAACUACCAGACCCGCGGUGCUGCCACAACCAAGCUCAACCAAGACGACGCCCAAGCCCUCCUCGCCGCUCAGCGCAAGCAGCGCCCUGUAGCGCCCCACCUGACGGCCUACGACUACAGCCAGACAUGGUUCGGCUCCUCGAUCUGGACGCGCAUCACGGGCUCGGUUCUCACGGGCGGCCUAUACACCUUCUCGCUGGCGUACCUCGCGGCCCCCCUCAUGGGCUGGCACCUGGAGUCCGCGUCGCUGGCCGCGGCCGUGGCGGGCCUCCCGAUGGCCGUCAAGGGCGGGGCCAAGUUCUUGGUGGCGUGGCCCUUCCUGUACCACGCCUUCAACGGCACGCGGCAUCUCGUCUGGGACUUCGCCAUCGGCUUCCAGAAGGGCGACGUGACGAAGGGCGCCUGGGUCAUCUGGGGCGGGAGCUUGCUGAGUGCCCUCGGCAUCGCCUUCCUGCUGUAG
This is a messenger RNA of Anthostomella pinea, 558 nucleotides long. NCBI's taxonomy places the organism in Eukaryota, Fungi, Ascomycota, Sordariomycetes, Xylariales, Xylariaceae. The record is from the annotation of a GenBank genome assembly.